CCCCAUUAGGAAGAAAGCUUUGUUUCCAAAUUCGUCGAGGUAAUUUCGAAGGACGAGGCACUGCUGGAAGAUUAAAUUGAAAAUUUCUGAAUUCCUUUUCCCUCCUCUGAAAUUACCUGUAAAACCCUAAUCCUAUCCUCUGUUGCUGCCAGUCCAGUACUCCAGUUGGAAGCCUUGUUUCCAAAUUCGAAUGUGUGUCAGUUAAGUUCUCACACACAUCACCGCCAUGAAAUCAAUAUUCUCUGCUUGGUUUUAGAGUAGUUGCGGUUGUCGAAGACACCAGAGAUGAACGUUACCACCACCUUCCGCGAUAGUUUCUCCCCCAUUCUCCAGUGUAUCUCUUGCUGUAAUCUUCGUCUCCAUCCACCUAUCUCCUCUUCAGUUGCUGUGAGGCGAAGAUGUUUUCCACGGCACCAAUUGAAGGAAAAUUCUGUUUCAAGGAAGCCAUUUGGGAUCGUUUGCCGAGUGACUGAGACAGAGACUGAGCCAGAAAGUAAUAAUGAUAAGGAAACAGAGAUACCUAAAGAUGGAGAAACCCCGCAUUCCAGUGAUCCACUUACGCAAAUUGAUUCUAAGCGUAUUUCUGUUGAUCAAGAUGAGGACCAUUUAACCAGCUCAGAAAUCCUUGAUUCAACAAACGCAGUAGAAGAUAGCACUGGAGAAACUAAGGGUGAAGGUGAAGGUGAAGGUGAAGGUGACAUCAAGGAGACUGUUUAUCUAGAAGUUGCAAGUGGAUCUCCCCUUCCAGGUGUGAAGCAACUGAGUGAAGCAGUCAGGAUCCCAAAGGAAACAAUUGACAUUCUUAAGGACCAAGUAUUUGGUUUUGAUACCUUUUUCGUGACGAGUCAGGAGCCAUACGAGGGUGGAAUUUUGUUCAAAGGAAACUUGCGAGGGAAGGCUGAUAGAAGUUAUGAAAAGAUAACAAAAAGAAUGCAGGAUAAAUUUGGGGAUCAAUAUAAGCUUUUCCUUCUCAUCAAUCCAGAGGAUGAUAUGCCGGUGGCUGUAGUUGUUCCAAGGAUAACUUUGCAGCCAGAGACAACUGCGGUCCCAGAAUGGUUUGCUGCAGGUGCUUUUGGACUGGUUACCAUUUUCACCUUACUUCUCCGGAAUGUACCUGCACUGCAAUCAAACUUACUGUCUUCUUUUGACAAUCUUGAAUUAUUGAAGGAUGGCCUCCCUGGAGCCAUUACUACUGCAUUUGUUUUGUUUGCACAUGAACUUGGCCACAUUUUAAUUGCUAGACGCACUGGAAUUAAGCUUGGAGUUCCAUACUUUGUUCCUAGUUGGCAGAUAGGUUCUUUUGGUGCCAUAACAAGGAUUGUUAAUAUUGUGCCCAAACGAGAGGAUCUUCUAAAGCUUGCAGCUGCUGGACCUUUGGCUGGAUUCUCUAUUGGUCUUGUGCUUUUGCUCUUAGGGUUUAUCUUACCACCUAGUGAUGGUAUUGGCAUUGUAGUAGAUGCAUCUGUCUUUCAUGACUCCCUUCUUGCUGGUGGCAUAGCAAAGCUUCUCCUGGGGGAUGCACUCAAAGAAGGGACUCCCUUAUCAGUCAAUCCGCUAGUAAUGUGGGCAUUGGCUGGGCUCCUUAUUAAUGCAAUCAACAGCAUACCUGCAGGGGAGCUUGAUGGGGGGCGCAUUUCUUUUGCUCUAUGGGGAAGAAAGGCCUCAUCUCGUAUCACAGGUGCUUCUAUUGCUUUGCUGGGACUAGCCUCGCUGUUCAGUGAUGUGUCCUUCUAUUGGGUUGCUCUGAUAUUCUUCUUGCAGAGAGGGCCAAUUGCUCCACUCUCUGAAGAGAUCACUGAUCCUGAUGAUAAGUAUGUUGCUCUAGGCAUUUCAGUUUUGCUCUUGGGGUUGCUUGUAUGUUUGCCGUACCCCUUCCCUUUCACUAAUGAAGCCAUUAUGAAUCUCCAGUAAUGGAGUCCAUCUAUUAGAGAGCCAUUGCCUACCAUGAAGUAUUCAAGAAAUGGAUCUGCUUUUGUUUUGGGCUUACGGAAAAUGAGUUGUAUAUCAUAAUUCUCUGACAUUCGUAAAUUGAGGUCACCAUUUUUUUCCUAUUGGGAAGAUUUCAUGUAAUAAAGUUUAUUUUUAUAAAUGUGUAUGUAUAUAUUCUACACCUGCCCUUCCUAGACCCUGGGUUGUUGGAGUUCCCUGCACUAGGUAGCUCUUUUUUUUUUCCCCUUGCAACAGAUGGAGCCAAAAGGAAUAUAUUAUGAGAAAUCAAAAUGAAAUUUCAUUCUGUGACAA
Macadamia integrifolia is the source of this 2241-nucleotide messenger RNA. RefSeq names its product probable zinc metalloprotease EGY2, chloroplastic. The record is from RefSeq and is a predicted model, not a curated record. Bases 286 to 1911 code for a protein of 541 amino acids. Lineage: Eukaryota; Viridiplantae; Streptophyta; Magnoliopsida; Proteales; Proteaceae. Gene Ontology annotation, biological process: proteolysis. The transcript has 13 exons.